AUGGCGAGAGAGGUCAAGGCCCUGAGUGUCAAGGCCCUGAGUGUCCUUGGGCUGUUUGGAGGCACAACACGGGACUCAGAAAUACCUGGCUUGAAUCUUGGACACGCAGUUUCUUCGAAUCGGGUAAGAGCGAACAAUGCCUGGGUGGUCCUGGAUCUCGAACCUGGUGCCAGAGCCGAAGGUGCUGAUCGACCGACAGGCAGCUCUCCCGACCUAGCCAGCCGGGGUGUCUGCUCUCAGGGGGUGGGACCGUGUCCUGGGCGGUGCGUGCCCCUGGCGACUUUGAAAUGGUCACAUUCCCCCCACCCAUCGUGGCACUUAAGUGCCCUGCCAAGGAGAAGAGUCAGGACAUCCCUGCCGGCCCGUGCCCCCAGCCAAGUGCAGACCAGGGUUCCACUGUGGGACCCAGAGGAAGGGCAGAGGUGCUGUGAGGGCGCGUGUCCGCCAGACGGCGCCAGAGGGCCAGCAGAGCCCUGGGUCUCCCUGGCUCAGAAGGGGAUUGAGCGGAGGGAACCUCGAGGAAGCGCCCGGAGACGUGUGUGUGUGUGCGUGUGUGUGUGUGCGUGCGUGUGUGUGUGCGUGUGCGUGUGUGUGUGUGUGGCACCUGUGACCCCGUGGCCCCGUUUGCCUCCACUCAGUGAGGGGAUGUGUCGAAUUCAAUCCCCGUCCGGCCGGGUGGCCCCAAGAUCAGGGAGAUGGACAGGCUGUCCGGGGUCUGAGUGUCCUUUGCUUGUUUGGAGGCGGGUCUCUGGACCCAGAGACAAUGGGUGGGACGCGCAGUUGCUAAGUCUUCCUGGCAGGGAUUUUUGGCUUCCAGCAAGCUGGGCUUCAGGUCCUGAAUGCAGUGCGUCAGUGCAGUGGUGUCUUGGGGUCGGGCUGUGCUCACUGCUGGGCUCUUUCUGCCGAGAAAUUCCACCACCUCCUCUUCCUUCCCUCUCUCCCUGAGGCUUUUUCCUCUGCGUGGCACGUGUUCGAAGGAACGUCCGUGACACUGGGAAAGGGGCAUGAUGGCCGGGUGGUCCAUCAUUGCAAGCUGAGUCCCGGGGAUGAAGGCAGCUAAUUCAAAGCCUGCUCCUGGCGUGUACCUAAUGGGGUUGCUGACAUCAAAAGUGGGGUGGUGUUGGGUGGAGUGGGUGCCCUGACCCACUCUGAGAUGGCCACAGCACUGCCUGUAGAGCAUUUCAGUGAGCGGAGAGACAGAGGAGUGAGGGUGUCACUCUGGCAAGUGCCCUGGGCCAGUGCAGACCAGGGUUCUGCUGUGGGGUGUGGAGGGAGGACUGAGAGGUGCUUGUAGAGCCCAGGCCGGUUGGAAGGUGCCAGAGCGCGAGCAGAACCCCUCCUGCAGCUCCUGGGCCGCAGUUCCAGACCGAGAUCUCAUGGUGGGAGACGGUUGGGUGGAGGAAACAGAGCGAGGUCCUCGGGUACUUGUGUUUGGGUACCUGGUGCCUCUGACCCUGUGGCCCAAAGUCCCUCAGCUCAGAGAAGGGACAAGUUCCUGCCAUCACAUCCAUGGCUCGAUUCCUGCCUGGCCGGGUGGCCCCAUGGCGAGAGAGGUCAAGGCCCUGAGUGUCAAGGCCCUGAGUGUCCUUGGGCUGUUUGGAGGCACAACACGGGACUCAGAAAUACCUGGCUUGAAUCUUGGACACGCAGUUUCUUCGAAUCAGGCCGGUGUGGAAUUUAACGUCUAGAAAGCUGGGCUUUUGGUCAUCAAUGCAGUGUGUCAAUGUGGUGGUAUUCUGGGGGGCAGACUGAGCUGAUCCCUGUGCCUUUUGCCUCCAGAGAGCUCCACACCUUACCUGCUCCGUCCCAUUCCACCUGAGCCUCUUCCUCCUCUGCUGGGCACCUGGGCCUGGGAACGCACCUAAAGCCAGAGAGCUCCACACCUUACCUGCUCCGUCCCAUUCCACCUGAGCCUCUUCCUCCUCUGGUAGACACUUGCGCCAAGGAUCCUACGUGUAAAGGUGAAGAACUCCUGUGAAGUCCUGGAUCUCAUUCGAGUUUCCAGGGCCAAACGGAUAUAUCCUCAGUCCCUCCUGUGUGCCCUCUGUCUGCUUUUACUCUUUCCAUGCUCGGUCGCCAGUUCAACUUUUCUUGGGCCAAAGAGUGUACAACCUUGUUUCUAGAACACUGCAUUCCCAGUAUUCUAGCCAACUAUUUUUGGAUUUGAAUUUCUGUCUCUGCUGAAUCUAAAGGGAGUGAGGAUGCUGACAGCCUGUCGAAGUGCCUGGACUUCAGGCUACCCUAGCUAUCUGAAUGAGACCCACUGAUGUGAAGGCAGAACCAUGCAAUGCCGUUUCUAUUAGAUGAGGUCACUUCGACUGGAGAAUCAGGUGUGACCUGUAACAUCCCCCUGCUUGCUAGGCACAUCCUGGCGGGAUUUAAUAGCCUCAUCUUGAACCCCAUCUCUGAGCUGGGAUAUGCCAAUAGCAAGCAAGUUGCUCUGCUCUGUCACUGAUCUCUGGUGGCCAUGCUCUCCAGUAACAACUCAGAGCCCUUCCUCCUGCCUCCUGACCAAACCCACCGAUGGACUGCCCUGGCUUUGUGUGACGGCCAGCUCUGAUUUCGACCCUACUCUCACCCUGAGAACUGCCAUGUGCCACCUUAAAAAGGGCAGUAUUUCCCUCUCAUAGUCUCCUAGGACACUCUCCCUCAUCCCUCCCUCUGCAACACAACUCUAGUCCAUCAGUAGAUCCCAUUCUCACUCCCUUUAGAUUCUGCAGAGACAGAAAUUCAAACCCAAAAUUAGUUGGCUUGAAUACUGUGCAUGCAGUCUUCUAGGAACAGGGUUGCACAUUCUUUGGCCCCGGAAAGCUGGGCUGGUGGCCGUGAAUUGAAAGUGUAAAAGCAGACAGAGGUCACUCAGUGGGGAGGCUGCAUGUAUCCCUUUGGCUCUGGUACCCCGCUUGAGAUUGGGGGUGACUGACAGGAAGCACUGGCUUAGGUAGAAAAAUUAAAAGGAACUGACACCACACCCGAACAAACCUGCAUGCCCAACACUCAAGGAAAUGCUUUUGGAUUCAGGGUUGUACCACUGGAGACUCCAAAGGCAUUCAGACCCCAAACAGCCUGUCAAAUCGCCUGGUCUUUGGGCUUUUCCACCAGUAUGGAAGUGACCCCUAGUCAUGAAGGAAGAACUAUGUACCCACUAUCAGGAGAGGCAUUAUGGGAGUUCCUGUCGUGGCGCAGUGGUUAACGAAUCCGACUAGGAACCAUGAGGUUGCGGGUUCGAUCC
Molecule: messenger RNA, 3232 nt
Organism: Sus scrofa (pig)
Lineage: Eukaryota; Metazoa; Chordata; Mammalia; Artiodactyla; Suidae
Source: RefSeq, a predicted model, not a curated record